AUGGAUGCCAUCUCUGCAAAGAAACGGGCCGAGGAUGGUAUAUGCCGCCUUAGCCUCGAUGCACCAAACAGGCUGCAGCAGAGGUCAAUUUCGGCCUCGCGACUGGAGGCCAUGAAGCAGGAGGCAAAGAUGGCUCGAGAGUGGGGCAAGAAGGUAAAGGAAGAUCUCCAUUUUCAACAAGGCAAUGUGAAAGCCUUGGCUAAAGAUACCCAGCAAAGCAAAGUUUGGGGCGGCCCUAACUACAGGCAUGUGACUCCGAACGAAGCGCAAAGCGCGGAAUAUCAGCGAAGCAUGCAAGCCAUGAAGAGCAUUGCCACGGACAUCUCUGCAAAGCAGGAUGCUGUGGACAAAGCGAUGAGGGAAGACUACAGGACCGUACGAAACACCCGGGCUGACAGCAGUGUCACGUCCUUGUCUGCAUGGCUGGAGAAAUAUGGACAGCCUAAUCGCCAAGCAGAGCCACAGGAAAGAUAUCGUACCACACCUCACAAGCAGAGGAGGAUCCCAUUCCUCGGUCCUUCAGAGGCGAAGACGCUUCGACUGGGCGCAGGUAUUUGGCCACAGAGGAGUGAGACGGAUUUGCUGGGAAGCUUCUACUUUCGAUCCGGCCGCUGA
Molecule: messenger RNA, 615 nt
Organism: Durusdinium trenchii
Lineage: Eukaryota; Dinophyceae; Suessiales; Symbiodiniaceae
Source: the annotation of a GenBank genome assembly